AAACACGUUGUUGUUAAUACAUGAACCGAUAUAACAGUUGGUUGUUCUUCCCCUUGUUUUGAAACUUAAAGAAUCUGUGUUCACCACGAAUGCCACCAAAAAAGAAAAGUAAAGUUGAUUCACCUUUAAUUCCUGGUGAUGAUGGAAAUUUGGAGUUGGACUCCGAAAUGAGAAACCCAAUAGCAAAAAAAUCGAAAACGGCUGACGAAAAGAAACUUAAAAGGAAAAAAGCCUUAUCGAAUGAGGUCGACAAUGUUAAAGUUACUCAAGUUUUGCAAAAUAAGACUAGCACAGAAUUCCAUGAACAAGAUUUUGGCAAUGGUUCGAAAACCCCAGAUGGGAAAAAGUGGAAUACCAAAAUUGCUACAUGGAAUGUUGAUGGCUUGCGUGCUUGGAUCAAGAAGGGAGGAUUGGAUUACCUGGAACAUGAAAGUCCUGAUAUUCUUUGUUUGCAAGAAACUAAAUGUUCAGAAUCAAAACUUCCUCAAGAUGUUGUGAUACCAGGUUAUCACACAUACUGGUGUUCUUCAGAGGCAGAUGGCCAUGCUGGUCUUGGUUUGUACACCAAGGUGAAACCUGACACAGUGAGUUAUGGCAUCGGAAUUCCUGAUUUUGACAAAGAAGGCCGUUUGAUCAUAGCAGAGUAUAACACAUUUUACUUAGUCAAUGUUUAUGUACCAAAUUCUGGAAGAAAAUUAGUCACACUUGACAAGCGUUUGAAAUGGAACCCAAAGUUUCAAGAACUUAUCAAAGAUCUGGACUCAAAGAAACCAGUUAUCAUUUGCGGAGACAUGAAUGUAGCGCACCAGGAGAUCGAUAUUGCGAAUCCAAAAUCUAACAAGAGAAAUGCUGGGUUCACCCUAGAAGAACGAGACGGUUUUUCCGAAUUACUAAAAUCGGCGUGCCUCACUGACUGUUUCAGGCAUAAACAUCCGGACGUGAAAGGUGCUUACACUUUCUGGACCUAUAUGGCUAAUGCUCGUAAGAAGAAUAUUGGAUGGCGAUUAGAUUAUUGUUUGCUGUCCAAGAAAUUGAUGGCCAAUUUUUGUGACUGUUGCAUCCGCAGUGAAGUUUAUGGAAGCGAUCAUUGUCCCGUCGUUGCCUUUCUUCAUAUUUGAUUUCUUACACCAAUAUCUUUCUGUGACAGGCAUCUUCUACGUUCUCGUGUUUUUUUAAUCUCUUCAGUCAAAAUGCUCCCAAGAAAACUUCCACAAAUAUACGGAAAAACUAAAA
Daphnia carinata is the source of this 1233-nucleotide messenger RNA. Its product is annotated as DNA-(apurinic or apyrimidinic site) endonuclease-like. Gene Ontology annotation, cellular component: nucleus. The transcript has 6 exons. NCBI's taxonomy places the organism in Eukaryota, Metazoa, Arthropoda, Branchiopoda, Diplostraca, Daphniidae. Gene Ontology annotation, biological process: base-excision repair. Gene Ontology annotation, molecular function: double-stranded DNA 3'-5' DNA exonuclease activity; phosphoric diester hydrolase activity; DNA-(apurinic or apyrimidinic site) endonuclease activity. The record is from RefSeq and is a predicted model, not a curated record. The coding region runs from base 90 to 1118 and encodes 342 amino acids.